Molecule: messenger RNA, 1608 nt
Organism: Cyprinus carpio (common carp)
Lineage: Eukaryota; Metazoa; Chordata; Actinopteri; Cypriniformes; Cyprinidae
Product: myoblast determination protein 1 homolog
Biological process (GO): regulation of transcription by RNA polymerase II; positive regulation of myoblast differentiation; muscle organ development
Molecular function (GO): protein dimerization activity; RNA polymerase II cis-regulatory region sequence-specific DNA binding; DNA-binding transcription factor activity, RNA polymerase II-specific
Source: RefSeq, a predicted model, not a curated record
CUCUCACCAGCAACAAGUACCUGAAGGGUACAAGCAAAGAAACCUUUCCAGGAUCUGCGAUUUUUAAAGGUUGUCUUGAGCAACACGUUGUUUCAGGAUCGGGAGGAAUUUGUUUUAAUAUUCCUAAAUCCUCAAAAACUUUACCACUUGGGAAGCAUUCAAGUAUAGGCCUAUCCAUUUGUUUCUUACCUUAACACAUAAAGAUGGAGUUGUCGGAUAUUCCCUUCCCCAUCCCAUCAGCUGAUGAUUUCUACGACGACCCUUGCUUCAACACCAAUGACAUGCAUUUCUUUGAAGACCUGGACCCCAGGCUCGUCCACGUGAGCCUGCUCAAGCCCGACGAGCAUCACCUCGAGGACGAGCACGUGAGGGCGCCCAGCGGGCAUCAUCAGGCCGGCAGGUGCCUGCUGUGGGCAUGCAAAGCCUGCAAGAGAAAAACCACCAACGCUGACCGCCGCAAAGCCGCCACCAUGAGGGAGAGGAGAAGACUGAGCAAAGUCAACGACGCUUUCGAGACCCUCAAGAGAUGCACGUCCACCAACCCCAACCAGAGGCUGCCCAAAGUGGAGAUUCUGAGAAACGCCAUUAGCUACAUCGAGUCUCUGCAGGCGCUGCUCAGGAGUCAAGAGGAAAACUACUACCCCGUUCUGGAACAUUACAGUGGAGACUCCGAUGCCUCCAGCCCGAGAUCCAACUGCUCUGAUGGCAUGAUGGAUUUCAUGGGUCCUACAUGUCAGUCGAGAAGACGGAACAGAUAUGACAGCUCAUACUUCAACGACACGCCAAAUGCUGACGCACGGAAUACUAAAAGCUCAGUGGUGUCGAGUUUGGAUUGUCUGUCCAGCAUCGUGGAGCGAAUCUCCACAGAGACCCCCGCGUGUCCCGUGCUGUCAGUACCGGAGGGUCACGAGGGGAGCCCGUGUUCUCCGCAGGAGGGGUCUGUCCUGAGUGAGACCGGGGCCCCCGCACCGUCCCCGACCAACUGCCCUCAACAGCAUGCUCAGGAUCCCAUCUAUCAAGUGCUUUAAAGAACCGCAGCAUUGCAAAACAAAUUGACAAAAGACAAUCUGAAUUGAAAAAAAAACAUUGAGCAGGAGAAAAAAAAACUGCAAAUCCGAUCUUAACGACAAAAGAAAGACUAUUUCGAUCCACUGCUGGAAACUAUAGGAACGAAUGAUCUUUCUUUCUUUCUUUCUUUCUUUCUUUCUUUCUUUCUUUCUUUCUUUCUUUCUCUCAUGUUGUGGAAAAUGAAUUCCAUUAUGAAAAUGGAUCAGCAGAAGUGAGUUUCUUAACUACGCUUAUUUAUAUUAUUGCAUCCACGUGAAAAUGUGACCAUAUUUUUCCCCCCUUUGUGAAUGUUAUCUGUCACCAUCACCUUUUAUUUCCUAAUUAUUUACGAGAGAAUCGUAAUCCAGAUACGAAAAGUAGGACCACUUUUGUAUAUGUGUAAAUAAGAUCUGUUUUGUUAAAGCGACGAAAACGAACAAACAUAUUAUUGUAUUUAAUGAUGCCUGUUUGAAACACCAGCGUGUUGUGUCUUGUGUUAAACUUUAUAUUUAUACUUCUUAAAUGAGUGAAUGUCGGAUUAAUAAAAAAUAACUAUUUAUA